GGGAGGUGGAGCCGCUGGGAGGCGGUGCCGAAAGAGGCCGGCUCGGCUCAGUCGCCUCCGCGGCCUUUCCCGGAGCCGACGCAGGCGCAAAAAAGAGAAACCCGCAAGCCGAUCGCUGAGAAAGGAGAGCGGGGCAGCUGCCUGCCCGGGACGGCGCGCCCAUGAGCUGCGAGGUGGUAGUGCUGUACUUUGCAAAAAGUGCCGAAUUAGCCGGUGUCCGCACUGAGACCAUUUCCGUGCCCCAACAGAUAACAUCCCUGCAGCUGUGGGAAGAAAUUGUCAAGAGGCAUUCAAGGCUCGCUGCUAUACAGGAUCAAGUCGUCUUUGCUGUCCGCCAGGAGUACGUGCUUCUUGGGGAUCAGCUGGUGGUCCUCAACCCAGGGGACGAGGUUGCUGUUAUCCCCCCUAUUAGCGGAGGUUAGCUCUGGAAAGACGGAGUCAGAAGCCAUGAGCGUAAGUGAGGAUGAGCCCAAGGACUUGAUAAAAUUGAACCACGAGAAGCUCUCGGCAGACGAAAUAUCAGCACUGGUGGUUUCCCCCUG
Messenger RNA from Podarcis muralis (Common wall lizard), 542 nucleotides. The record is from RefSeq and is a predicted model, not a curated record. NCBI's taxonomy places the organism in Eukaryota, Metazoa, Chordata, Lepidosauria, Squamata, Lacertidae.